UAAUAACUUUCUCCCAACAACUCGAGUUGUUGGGACCAACUGGUUCAUGACAUGGAAACGGAGUUGGUUUGUCCUUGAUACCAUGUGUUCUAAUACUCAUUACCCUCAAUAUUAACUGUUAUCUUAAAGCGCAUGGUAUGUCGAGCAUGUGAAAACUUGAAGCACAUAUAUUGUCUCUUGUUUGAGGGGAAGAGGGAUUUUAAUCAAACCACUAAAUACAAGGACACCAUUUCAGUGUACAAAACAGCCUCUUUAACCACCAUUUCAAAUCCUCACAAUACUCCAUAUUCCCAUAUAAAAAAAAAACCCCACUACUCAAUAUUAGCCUUUGUCUCAUGGCUUUCAUUUGAUGAGAAUGACUUUUAACCAAACCACUAAAUACAAGGACACCAUUUCAGUAUCCGGAACAACCUCUUCAAGUACCAUUUCAAUGUUCCCACGACCUCCGUUGGACACCAACAAGCAGCAAAAAUCAAUCAUCACCUGCAACUCAGUAACCAAAAGAAACUGGAAUUUAAUAUAUCGAGUCAAAGGUCGUAGUGAAUCAUGUUAAAGGGAGGCGACGAGAAAUACAAUCACGCGAAACUGUUUUUGUGGAAGGAAAAAAUUCAAUUACAACAUCAUUUCACACUCCCUCCCCUGUCGUAGAUAACAAAGCACUAAGCCACCAUUAACAAAUCGAAAAGUGUAACCUUUCAAUUCGCUCCUCUGUCAGAAAAAAAAAAGAAAGAUAAAGUGCUCUGUUUUCGCUGCAAUUCUCCCCAUACGCCAACGCCAUAACCAAUUCCUUUAUUCCAUUCCAUGGAUGGAACAAAUGUCAACAAGGUGAUAAGGAAAAGAGUUUAUUGUCUAGUAUGUAACGUAAAGUCAGUCAUUCAUUCAUUCAUUCCCCCCUCCCAAUUGGUUUCGAUAGUGCCCACAUCCCCACUAUCACUAAAUGUUGCUUAUAAAAGCUCUCCCUUCUUCCUUCCCCUGCUGGUCUAUUCACACACAAAAAAAAGCAGAGGAGUAGUAGUUGCUUGCCCCUCUGGCUUUCCCUUUCCACUCUCACUCUCACUCUCACUCACGCCUCUCUCUCAACCUCCAGCCCUCCAAAAACAACUGACCAAGUGAAUUCAUAAUCCCCCCCACAACCACCAACAUGUCCCUUCUCUUCUCGUCACUCGCGUUUCUCCUGCUAAUCACCACCACCACCUCAUCACCUGCGGCGGCUCCCCUCCGCCGCGGAUACUACUCCGCCACCUGCCCUCCCGCCGAGUUCAUCGUCAGGGAAGUCAUGAAAAAGUCACUCCUCUCAGACCCACGAAGCGCUGCCUCCGUUAUGCGCUUCCAGUUCCACGACUGCUUCGUCAAUGGAUGCGAUGGUUCAAUGCUGAUGGAUGACACAGACACCAUGCUUGGGGAAAAGCUCUCCCUCUCCAACAUCGAUUCCCUCCGGUCAUACGAGGUCGUCGACGAUAUCAAGGCCGAGCUCGAGAAAGCUUGCCCCGGCGUGGUCUCCUGCGCCGAUAUCAUCAUCAUGGCUUCUCGCGACGCUGUUUCCCUGACGGGUGGGCCGAACUGGGAAGUGAAGCUGGGCCGGCUGGACAGCCUGACGGCGAGCCAGGCCGACGCCGACGCGAUCAUGCCGAGCCCACGGGCCAACGCCACGAUGCUGAUCGACCUCUUCGCCCGCUACAACCUCUCCGUGAAGGACCUCGUGGCCCUCUCUGGCUCCCACUCCAUCGGCAAAGGCCGCUGCUUUUCCAUCCAGUUCCGCCUCUACAACCAGUCCGGGUCGGGCCGGCCCGACCCGGCGAUCGAGCCGCAUUUCCGGGAAAAGCUGAUGGAUCUGUGCCCGAUGGGCGGCGACGACAACGUGACGGUGGGGCUGGAUUCCACCCCCGUGGUGUUCGACAACGCGUACUUCAGGGAUUUGGUCGGCGGGAGAGGGUUCCUGAACUCCGAUCAGACGCUGUACACUUUUCCGGCGACGAGGAGGUACGUGGAGCGGUACAGCCGGGACGAGGAGGAGUUUUUCCGGGCGUUCGUAGAAGGGAUGGUGAAGAUGGGGGAUUUGCAGUCAGGGAGGCCAGGGGAAGUGAGGAGGAAUUGCCGGGUUGCGAAUGGGGGACGGCCGCCGGCGCCGGCGGGGUUUAGAGUAGAUAGGUGGAUUAGCUAGGUGUCUAAUGCUAGUCCCACGUUAAUGGUGGAAACAGCCGGAUUUCGAUUGGUUGGUAAAGGAGAUGAAUGUAAAUGGAAGAAGAAUAUAGCUUUUCCUUUUCCCCCUUUGUCUGGUUGUCUUGCUUGCUUUGUUGCGAUUUGCUGAGCUAGCUUUUGGAUCAUAUCCUUACAGUGAUGGGCUUUCGGUUGGAAUCUGUCAAACCGUUUUUGUUUGUUCUUGCUUGCGAUCAUUAGUCAUAUUACGUACGUCUUCCUUUUGGCGUUUGCUUUGAUCCCUGAUUGUUGUUGUUGUCGUUGUUGUUGUAGCGAGCCUAUUUGUAUUUACCAGAAAUCUAUGCUCUACCCUUCCCACAACCCAAGAAAUGAGAUGGAUAAAAUAAUAGAGAAAGGGUUUUGUGUGCCACUUGUAGUAAUGUAGUCCAAGUCGAAUUUAUGGUUAUAGAAAUUGAAUACGGUUUAUUACUCUCACUUAAAUUGUUUUUACGAAUUCCAAAAGAGUAAUAGUAAUACUAUUGACGUAUUGCAUGUUGAGUUGCCAAAUCUCACAUAUUUAGCUGAGUUUUCACAUACUCAAAUAGUGAAAACCAAAUGACUUUCCUCUAGGGCUGCAAAUGAGCCGAACUGCUCGCGAGCUGCUCGGCGUUCGACUCGAGAAAAACUCGUUCGAAACUCUACUCGUUAAGAAACGAGCCGAGAGCUCACUUUUGUUCAGCUUGUGAAGCUCGCAAGCUAGCUCGACUCGGUGACUUGUUAAGCUAAACUCGUGAGCUGACUCGUUUAGAGCUCAUGAUAUGUCUUAACAUGUGGCUAGAGAGCCAACUCGAUUACCAACUUAUGGACGAAUCAAUCUAUAUCUUAUGAUUUUAAUUCAUAUGGUUGUUAAUUUAUAUAUCUCACCAUAUAUAAAGUUUUGACGUUGAGUAUGUGAGCAAAUAUAUCUUAUUUUCUACUUUAAAAAGAAAUUAUGCACCAUAGAUUGCUUCGAUACAAUAAAAUAACAUGAUUUGGAGUAGUUAAAAUUUAUUAACUAAACGAUGUAUGAUACCAACUAAGUAUAAAGUAUAAGAUGAGAUUAACUAACAAAAUUAAUCAUAUGUAUCAUGAUAUACAAAAUGAAGUACCAAAUGAAAGUUAAGAUUUUAAUAAACAAGCUAGCUCGAGCUCGACUCGACUCGACUCGUUAACAAACGAGCUGAGCUCGAGCUCGACUCGUUUAUUAACGAGCCGAACUCAAACUGGGAUAAAACUCGACUCGACUCGGCUCAUUUGCAAGCCUACUUUCCUCCUAUUCAACUAGCCCUCCAAUUGGAUGCCACAUUUGUUUCAAUUGUCGAACCAUUAACUUUUGGCCAAAUCUCACACAAACUCCGAAUCCAACAACCAAAAUCGAGUAACAAAUGAUUAUGUUACCAUGCAAAUCCCUUGUAAAACACCAAGGGGUUUGCAAUGAGACAACAAAGCAAUCCGCCCUCUAUUUCCUCCUUUUUUUCAAAAUGACAGUCGAGAUUGGCUUUGGGAUAUUUGUGAAAACAAAAAAGACCCUUCCAUCAUGUGAUCACCAUCCUUCCUUCUGUAUAUGACCCUUCCAUCCUCCGCCUCCUCCUCUCUCUGCCUCGUUCUCCAUCUAUAGAGGGAAUCCGAUCUCCAAAAAACUCCUCAAAUUCCCCGUCAUCCCCGACCAGAAAUCCACCAUGGCUGACCUCAAGCUUUCUGCCUCCGACCUUCCCAUGCUCUCCUAACACUACAUCCAAAAGGCAACCCAGUUCCUCCUCUGCACAAAAUGAAUUGGGGCAAGGCCCACACCCUUUCCAUGUUCCUCCCUCACUGACAGACUGUCAACACCUCUUAAUCCUUUCCUACGACAUUCAGGUGAUUCAUCUCUCUACCAAACCCAUAUCUAAAAAAAUUUCUUCUAAUAGUGAUCUUAUUAUGUUGGUAUUUCUUUAUAUGUAGUGUAGGACCAGGAAAAUAGACCAAAUCAGACUAC
Molecule: messenger RNA, 4150 nt
Organism: Linum trigynum
Lineage: Eukaryota; Viridiplantae; Streptophyta; Magnoliopsida; Malpighiales; Linaceae
Source: the annotation of a GenBank genome assembly